Acomys russatus (golden spiny mouse) is the source of this 378-nucleotide messenger RNA. It is a transcript of the gene Leutx, whose product is annotated as leucine twenty homeobox. The transcript is spliced from 3 exons. Gene Ontology annotation, molecular function: DNA binding. Bases 1 to 378 code for a protein of 125 amino acids. Lineage: Eukaryota; Metazoa; Chordata; Mammalia; Rodentia; Muridae. The record is from RefSeq and is a predicted model, not a curated record.
AUGGCACUGCAAGAUGCUUUCCACAGGACCAUGUUCCCAGACCAGCAGGAAAUCCAGGAACUGGCUUCAAGACUCCAGCUUAAUGAUGUGGUAGUGCAGAUGUGGUUUAAAAAUCAGCAACAAAAAAUUGUGACACAGCAGAGAAACUAUCAGGGGAAUUCAUCACUGGGAGCAUCCAACCACGUCAAUCUAAUGAAAGGAGCAUCAUCCAGCCAGGCCAUGGGUUUGGACAUCUCACAAAUCUGCCUGGGGAGUUCCAUGCCUCCCUGGGCAUCUGUGCCCCAGGACAUAGACACGUUAGUGAAAAUGUAUGACUUACCUGGGGAUGAGGACCCUGAAAGUUUUGAUAAGUAUCUUCCCCCUGGGUGCCUUGACUGA